This is a messenger RNA of Trematosphaeria pertusa, 1680 nucleotides long. RefSeq names its product FMN-linked oxidoreductase. The transcript has a single exon. Gene Ontology annotation, cellular component: intracellular anatomical structure. NCBI's taxonomy places the organism in Eukaryota, Fungi, Ascomycota, Dothideomycetes, Pleosporales, Trematosphaeriaceae. The coding region runs from base 232 to 1680 and encodes 482 amino acids. Gene Ontology annotation, molecular function: FMN binding; NADP binding; NADPH dehydrogenase activity. The record is from RefSeq and is a predicted model, not a curated record.
AAGGAGGUAGUAUUUGUUGGUAGUGCAAUUUGCAGUUGUGUAAGAGACGGAAAAGGAAAGAAAGGACGUACGGCCGCCUUUGGAGAGAGAUCGAUUGAUUGAUCGAGCAGAGCAAGCAGCAGGACCAAAAACAAUCUUCGACAUCCCGAGAAAGACGCCCACCAGAAACUCCAGAACCAGCCAGCCAUCAAUCACCCCAGGAACGCAAUCCCAUCCCAUCCCACGACAACAAUGGCCCCUCCAAACCUCAACCAACCAGUCCCCUACCUCCCCUACUUCACCCCGCAACACAUCGUCUCACCAGGCACUCCCUUCCCCCCAUCCUCUUCCUCAAACUCCUCCAACUCCAACUCCCAUCAACAACAACAACCCCCGAUCCCCACGCUCUUCACCCCCCUCCCCAUCCGCAGCACCACCCUCCGCAACCGCAUCGCCGUAGCCCCCAUGUGCCAAUACAGCACGGCCUCCCGCGGGCCCUCCACCGGCGCGCUAACCGACUACCACAUCGCGACGCUGGGCCACUACGCGCUCAAAGGCGCCGCCCUCGUCUUCGUCGAAGCCACCGCCGUCCAGCCGCACGGCCGCAUCAGCCCAAACUGCCCCGGCCUAUGGAGCGACGCGCAGAUCCCCGCGCUGCGGCGCGUCAGCGACUUCGUCAAGAGCCAGGGCGCGCGCAGCGGGGUGCAGCUCGCGCAUGCGGGGCGCAAGGCGAGCACGGUCGCGCCGUGGCUAGUCAGUCGCGAGCCGGGCGUGAAGAAGAUGAGUGUGCGGGCGACGGCGGAGGUGGAUGGGUGGCCGGGGGAGGUCGUGGGGCCGAUGGGGGGCGAGGAGUGGACGUGGGAUGGGAAGCGGUCUUCCGAUGCAUCGGGCGGCUUCUGGGCUCCGAGGGCGCUGACGGAAGAUGAGAUCGCGCAGCUGGUGCGGGACUGGGCGAGCGCGGCGGAGCGAGCUGUGUGGGCGGGCGUCGAUGUGAUCGAGAUACACGCCGCGCACGGCUACCUGCUGCACCAGUUCCUCUCGCCGAUUACGAACCAGCGCAGCGACAAGUACGGCGGGUCGUUUGCGAACCGCACGCGGCUGCUCGUCGAGAUCAUCACUGCGAUCCGGGCCGUCAUCCCCGCCACGACGCCGCUGUUCCUGCGCAUCAGCACGACGGAGUGGAUGGCGGAGACGGCGCUGGGCAAGCAGCACGGCAGCUGGGACGUCGACAGCUCGAUCCGGCUCGCGAAGAUGCUGCCAGGCUUAGGCGUCGAUCUGCUCGACUGCAGUAGCGGGGGGAAUCAUCCGCAGCAGCGCAUCCAGAUGUACGACUCUAAGGACUACCAGACGCGCAUUGCAGCGCGCAUCCGCGCCGCGGUGCAGAAAGACGGGCAGCAGCUGCUCAUCGGCGCCGUGGGGUUGAUCACCGAAGCAGAGCAGGCGCGAGAUAUCGUCGAAGAGGGCGGCGCUGCGCGCUUGGCUAACGGAAACGGAGACGGCGGCGGGGAGAUAGACAAGGAAGCGCAGGCUGCGGUGCAGAUGACAGAGGCGCGCGACGGGAACGCGCCGAUGGCGGAUGUGAUAUUGGUGGCGCGGCAGUUCAUGCGGGAGCCGGAGUGGGUGUUGAGGGUUGCGUGGAAGUUGGGCGUGGAUAUCGCGUGGCCGAAUCAGUUUUUGCGGGUGCGGUUUCCUAAGCUUUGA